Molecule: messenger RNA, 705 nt
Organism: Lolium perenne
Lineage: Eukaryota; Viridiplantae; Streptophyta; Magnoliopsida; Poales; Poaceae
Source: RefSeq, a predicted model, not a curated record
AUGGACAAGCACCGGUCCCGCUUCUUCUGGGAGGGAGUGGGGCCCAAACGCAAGUACCAUAUGGUUGGCUGGGCAACUGUGUGCAAACCUCGGGUGUUUGGAGGGUUGGGAAUCCUAAACACCAAGUCCAUGAACAUCGCCUUAAUGGUAAAGUGGAUCUGGAAGAUCUACCAGAACGAGGAAGGCCUAUGGGCAGACCUUCUUAGGGCCAAGUACCUUGGGGACCAUGACUUAUUCUCCCCGGCGGUUCCCACCAAAGGAUCGCAAUUCUGGAACGCCAUACAGAAGAUCAAAUGGUACUUUAAAAUGGGCGCCAAACACCAGAUUCAUAAUGGGCGUAGGACCUACUUCUGGUUGGACUGGUGGACGGGCGCUGGGCCCCUCCGUUUCACCUUUCCACGGCUGUUUGCUUGCUGCGACAACCACUUUGCUACUGUCCAGGGGGUCAGGACCAACGAGGGCUGGAGGAUAAGGUUCCGUCGCACCUUCGGCCUAGCUGAAAGGGUUGAAUGGGACAACCUCUGCAGGAUCUUUGAUCUCUCGCCCGCUUCUGAGGGCGACGAUGUGGUUCGUUGGGCUCUUGAGCCUUCCGGUGAGUACUCCACCAUCUCGAUGUACUCCAAGCUAUCCCGAUGGGGGACGGUUACCCACUUUAAGGAGAUUUGGUGCACGAGGGUACCGCCAAAGAUCCGGGUCUUCCUCUAG